AUGGACAUUAUGGUCAACUGGGUGUCAUAUCGACGACUUGUAGCGUUUGCUGGUAAGGCAAGGUAUACCAACAAAGAUGACAUCUGGUGACAAAGGCGUACGUUACUGAUUCCAAAAAAUAAUAGCAGUAUUUACGCGAUUAGACAAGGAGAGAACAGCUGAAAAGAUCUUCUUGCAAAUCCACACAUUCCUAACAAACAAAUCCCUGCUCGACUAUCAAAUGCAUCAAAAUGAACGACUCGGAAAAGCCGUUCGCCUGCACUACGGAGGGCUGCAACAUGAGUUUUGUCAACGAAGAUCAUCUAACAGUCCACAAAAAGAAGCACGACAUGAUGUUGAAUCUUGGAAUUAACAACAAAAGCAACUUGUUCAUUGCUGAUCAAACACCAACGCCGACAAGGUUUAUUAGAAACUGCGAAGAAGUUGGUCUCUUUCAGGAUCUACAACAUGAAAAUCCUUUUGAUGAGACGUUUCGGAGAGCUGUGGAGGCUGGGAAAAUUGGUGUUCUUAUAGCUUCAGAGAUCGAUCACAACGAUGAUUUACAUACACCUAAUGUAUUUCCUCAUAUCAUGGAGGAAUCUAUAACUGCAAUCUCUAGCAGGAAUGAAGUAACGAGAUCAGAAACUUUGAAAGUGAGCGAAGACUUGAACACUCCCAAUAUUUUGCCUCACAUUGAGGAAGCGAGUCAUAGGACAUCUAGUACCACAGUCUCCGCUAUGAAUCAUCAAGUUACAAAAUUGGUAACAAAAAGCUUUACAGAGUCUUCAACCAUAAUACAAACGGUAACGAGUGAAGAAAUAACUCUAGAGGAUGAAAUGAAAAUUAGUAAAGAAAGCAGUAUAAAUAUUGGCAAUGAGUCAAAAGAAAAUACAGCCAUUCAUACUAUAUCUGACUCAUCCUCAGAUAAUAGUUGUGCUACAAAAUCAGAGACUAAUUUACCGAUUGGUGGAGCAGAAAUGCAACUUUUAUUAAAAACUCAAGAUGGUAAAGUUCUAAGGUUCUUAGCUGCUCCUAUUAUUGAAACCCAUGUAGAUUCCAGCAAUCCACAUGAUAAAGAAGAUUGCACAGGAAAAGUGAAAGCUAAGGCAAAUGACUGUGAUAAAAGUGCUUCAAAAAUAAUUCAGAGUCAAAAGUUAUCAGCAGCUAAAUUGAAAUUAAAACAAGCUCUUACUAAGAAUGGCGCAGUGCCUGAAACUAAAAUUAUUCGAAACAAUCAAUAUGAAAAUCGAAAUAUCAAAAGCUCAAAUGAGCAAAGUAACAGCAAUACUAGAAAUCCAAAAAAGCAAGCUAUUCUCGAGAGGAAUCGUGCAAGUUCCAUGCGUUCACGGGCAAAAAGAAAAGCUUGGAUACAAGAAUUGCAGCACUCUUUAAAAAUGUCUAAUGAAACUAAUGCUAAUUUACAAGAUCAAGUUAAAAGUUUGCAAGCUCAAGUAGCAAAAUUGAAAACUCUCCUGUUAGCACACAAAGAAUGUCCUGUUACAAAAGCUAUGGAAACAGGAAACGGAGUAGUGGUGGGUUCUAAAGUUUUGACGAUAAAACCAAACGAGAUGAAGCAAGUGGCAGUCAUUACGGGCUCAGCUAAACCGACCAAACGACCUAGUACAGAAAAGCCAAUUGUACCGAAAAAAAAGCCGGUGAUAGUCUCCGCCUUGAAAAAUCCCAUUAUUUUACCAAAGUCUCAUGCCGCUGCGAACACGAUUACUCUUCAUGGAACAGAGUCGAUAAAAUCAAUACCUACCAUUAGUAUCGUGACACCUUACGUUGCGAAUGCGCAAAGUGGCAAUGCGAUUUUGAAAAUCCCUAUAAUUACCGAUGCGGUUUCAUUGAGUUCAACUAUUAAUCAAAAUGCUGCUUCGAAAACUACUGGUACUUGAUGCAAGUAAUAGGAAAAAUUAAGACUGAAAAAGAAUCCUUAAGGAGUCCUUAUGGAUACGGCACCGCGCCUUGCAAAUGAAUGCUUGACGUAACAAAACAAACGUUUAAUCAUCGCGUGUAGGUAUGAAUAAUGGCAACAAAUGUGAUAUAGCUUAUAACUACGUUAUUCUCGUGAGAAGCUACUUUUUAAAAAUUUGACCUUGCAUAUAAGCCCAAAAAAAGUUACUUAAUAGUUAAUUUUUUUUUAUUUUGGGAAAACAACAAAUGAAAAGACUUUUAGCUUUAUUUAAGAAUGUUAUAUUAUGCAAAUUCAAAAGUAUUACAAUAUUAAUAAUGUUAUAUAGAUGUUGUAAUAUUUGUAAGUGAUCAUAAUAUGUUGAUGUAAUUAGUGUAGUUAAUAGUGCUCAUGGCAAAAGUUGAACUAUGACAUCAAAUUUAAAAGCAGCACUGAUGUUAUUUAAUUACUAUCAUCUGUUAUAUAUUUUUUUUUAUAAAAUUACUUGAUUUAUGACUAAUAGAGUAUAAUUAUGAUAUUACUUUGUGAACAAAGAAUAUACUAUAAAUUUGUUGAUGGGAUAUUGAAUGUAUCAAAAUUGAAUUUUAGGUAUUAAUUGGUAUUUAAUGUUUGUAAAAAUCUAAUUAAAGGUUUUUGUUAAUGUAUAAUCCAUCGGUUUUGCUAAUCCAUUCCAAUGUUCGAAAUUUGUUAGCUACAGAUAGCGUGUUAAACCAUGACUGAACAAGUGUUCUGUAUACAUAAUUGUACGAAUAAUAAAAAUUGUUAGGUGAAGGAAAGUGGAAGUAUUGACAAAAUAAAUUCAGUACAGCAUAAGAAAUACAUUUGUAUAAUUGUAGAAAAAA
Messenger RNA from Nasonia vitripennis (jewel wasp), 2733 nucleotides. It is a transcript of the gene Atf-2, whose product is annotated as cyclic AMP-dependent transcription factor ATF-2. Gene Ontology annotation, molecular function: DNA-binding transcription factor activity, RNA polymerase II-specific; cAMP response element binding. Lineage: Eukaryota; Metazoa; Arthropoda; Insecta; Hymenoptera; Pteromalidae. Bases 231 to 1874 code for a protein of 547 amino acids. The record is from RefSeq and is a predicted model, not a curated record. The transcript is spliced from 7 exons. Gene Ontology annotation, biological process: regulation of transcription by RNA polymerase II.